Molecule: messenger RNA, 468 nt
Organism: Aspergillus chevalieri
Lineage: Eukaryota; Fungi; Ascomycota; Eurotiomycetes; Eurotiales; Aspergillaceae
Exons: 1
Coding region: 1-468 (155 amino acids)
Source: RefSeq, a predicted model, not a curated record
AUGGAGCCCGAGGAUGAGAAUGAAGUUAUUUUCAAGGGCGGCUACCAACCGCGUACGACAUACAUCAGUGCAGACGAUCAGUCAGACACCUCCAUUGAAUACCUCCACACAGAAGAGAAAAAGCCCGUCAUCAAUGCCAACCUUCUCACCGAGGUGAACUAUGGCCACCACGGAAGCAAAAUUCCAAAGCAGCAUGACAUCAAAGAACAGCAGACAGAAAAUAUCGAAGCAACAUACCCCAUACCCCAACCCACUCGAAUCACGUGGCCCUUUCAAGGCAGCGAAUGCGAAGACGUCAAGAAAUUGGAACAAUUGUUGCAGCAUCUUGAAGAACCGCGGUUGAAUGUGCUGAGGCAGCUGAGGAAUGUCUAUGAGAAAAAGGGCAUAUCAGCCAAUCGAAUCAAACAAUUUGGCAAACUGGUUGAUUGGUCCGAGUCAGAGACAGAAAGCGAGGAUGAUAAGUCAUGA